AUGGUGCAACACUUUAUUUCUGGCCAUGAUGGUAGAGAACUGGAUCUUCCCUUUGAAUUAACUGACCAAGAGCGGGAGACCAUUCUCUUCAAUAGAAGCAGUUUUAUACUUGGAAGGUCUGGCACCGGGAAAACUACAGUUUUGAGCAUGAAGCUAUUCCAGAAAGAGCAAUUGUUUCAUAUUGCUUCAGAGGGAUUAUAUGAAGUUGAGGGCCAUUCGUCUACGCAUGCUAGCCAGAGAAAUGAAAUUGGUGAAUGCACUGGAGAUGCAAAGGGAGCAUGCUUGCACCAACUUUUUGUUACAGUUAGUCCGAGACUGUGUAAUGCCAUUAGGCGACAAUUAUCUCACUUCCAAAGCUUUGCUUCUGGUGGGGAAUUUUUGGUAGAAAGCAGUUCACUAGAUUUGGAUUAUAUCGAUGACACGGUGCAAUUCAAGGAUAUUCCAGAUUCUUUUGUUAAUAUCCCAUCGAAGUCAUACCCUCUUGUUAUCACUUUUCAUAAGUUUUUGAUGAUGCUUGAUGGAACAGUGGGUAAUUCGUACUUCUCAAGAUUUCCUGAUGCACAUAAACCUUCAAGAACCGUUACCUUGAAAACCUUUAUCAGAUCAAGAGAGGUUAAUUAUGAGAGAUUCAUAUCAUCUUACUGGCCCUAUUUCAAAUCCCAUCUAAUAAAAUAUCUUGACUCUUCUGCAGUUUUUACCGAGAUAAUUUCUCAUAUAAAAGGUGGGUUAGAAGCAGGAAAGGCCCAUGAUGGUAGACUCUCUCAUGAGAACUAUCUUUUACUAUCUGAGGCUCGGGUGUCUACUCUUACCAUGGAGCAAAGAGACAGAGUUUACGAUAUUUUUCUAGAAUAUGAAAAGAAAAAGUUCAAGAAGGGUAAAUAUGAUUUGUCUGACUUUGUAAUGGAUCUUCAUUUUCGACUUAGAAGUGAAAGAUAUGAAGGUGAUCACAUUGAUUUUGUGUACAUUGACGAGGUGCAGGACCUGACCAUGAGACAGAUUGCUCUUUUCAAGUAUGUCAGUAAAAAUAUUGAUGAGGCAUUUGUUUUCUCGGGUGAUACAGCACAAACUAUUGCUAAGGGGGUUCAUUUUAGGUUCCAGGAUAUACGCCAUUUGUUCUUCAAGGAAUUUGUAUUGGGCUCUAGAACUGAUGCAACUGAUGCAACUGAUGAAAAGAAAGAGAAAGGAAAAUUAUCGAAAAAUUUUCAUUUGAGCCAGAACUUUCGCACACAUGCUGGUGUGCUUAACUUAGCACAAAGUAUAAUUGACCUUCUUUACCAUUUCUUCCCUUUAACUAUUGAUGUAUUGCACCCUGAGACAAGCCUUAUAAAUGGGGAAGCUCCAGUUUUGAUUGAAUGUGGGAAUUUCAAAGAUGCAUUGUCAACUAUUUUUGGAGAUAGCGAAAACGCCAAAGGGAAUGCUGGUUUUGGAGCGGAGCAGGUUAUAUUAGUGCGGAAUGAUUCUGCUAAGGAGGAAAUUUCUAAAUAUGUUGGAAAGAAAGCUCUUGUUCUGACAAUAUUGGAGUGCAAGGGCCUAGAGUUUCGGGAUGUCUUGUUGUGCAAAACACAAUGUCUUGUGGCUAUAACUCGUACACGGCAAAGGUUAUGGAUCUGUGAUAUUAUAGAUGAAGUUUCCAAACCAAUGUUGGAAUACUGGGAAAAGUUGUCCCUCAUUCAGGUCAGAUGUCUGCAUGAUUUACUUGCUCAGGGAAUGCAAGUUGCAAGCAGACGAGAUGAGUGGAGGUCACAGGGUUUCAAGCUCUUCUAUGAACAUAACUAUGAAAUGGCAAGGCUCUGCUUUGAAAAAGCAGGGGACAUGUACAAUGAAAAGUUUGCUAGGGCUGCUAGUCUUCAAGCAUUGGCUAAUAGUAUAUCCAGUUCAAGUCCUCAAAUGGCCAAAAAUUACCUUAGUGAGGCUGCUGAUAUGUUUGAAGGCAUUGGCAAGGCUGAAUAUGCUGCCAAGUGUUUUUUUGAAAUGAGGAGUUACGAAAGAGCAGGGAGAAUUUAUAUGGAAAAAUGUGGGGAACCUAUGCUGGAUAAAGCCGGGGAAUGUUUUUCUCUGGCAAGAUGCUACAAGAGUGCAGCUGAGGCCUAUGCUAAAGGAAACUAUUUCUCAGAGUGUUUGGCUGUAUGCAUUAAAGGAAAACUCUUCUACAUGGGUUUGCAGGUCAUCCAGCAGUGGAAACAAAACAGUAAGGGUGCUAUUAAAGAAAGUGGUGAAAUACACAGAAUUGAACAGAAUUUGUUAGAAGGAUGUGCCCGUCACUGUCAUGAGCUUAAAGAUCUCACAGGCAUGAUGAAGUAUGUUAGAGCUUUCCAUUCCUUUGAGUCGAUUCGCACUUUCUUGAGGGACUUAUGUUGUCUCGAUGAGCUUCUUUUGAUUGAAAAAGAAAAGGAAAACUUUGUUGAGGCUGCAAAUAUUGCAAAGAGCAUUGGAGAUGUAUCAUUAGAGGUUGAAAUGCUGGUGGAGGCUGGAUGUUUGGAAGAUUCGUCAAAGGCUAUUCUGCAGUAUGUGUUAGUCAAUUCUCUGUGGCAACCUGGAAGCGAAGGAUGGCCUUUGAAGCAUUUUAUACGAAAGAAGGAGCUUGUAAACAAAGCCAAAGUAAAUGCUGAGAGGGUUUCAAAGCAAUUUUAUGGAUUUAUCUGUGCAGAGGUUGACAUCUUAUCACAUGAACAGAGUACCUUGUUUGAGCUGAAUGAGUAUUUUAGAUCUUCCCAGAAUAAUGGAAGUGUUAGAGGUGAAAUCUUAUCUGCUCGAAAAAUCAUUGAUGCUCACCUUCAUUUAAUAAGUAUCUUGGAGGAUAGGGGGAAAUUUGAUUUAUAUACCUAUCUGACAACACAUUCAGAAGAAAGAAUAUCUCCAUUGAAACUUUGGUUCACUUUUGGAAGUUUUGGAACUUCUGGAAGGAUGAGAUUGUGA
Molecule: messenger RNA, 2916 nt
Organism: Vitis riparia (riverbank grape)
Lineage: Eukaryota; Viridiplantae; Streptophyta; Magnoliopsida; Vitales; Vitaceae
Product: TPR and ankyrin repeat-containing protein 1-like
Exons: 6
Coding region: 1-2916 (971 amino acids)
Molecular function (GO): ATP binding
Source: RefSeq, a predicted model, not a curated record